GCACUGCACAUUCUCCAAUUGGACUGUCGGCACGUCAAGGAUAGGAAAAACCAUAUGGCGGCAUCCAUGAAUGGUUUCACGAUCGCGAAGAUGAGUUCGGGGAUUCUGCCGGGACGUGAAUUUUGAAGAUGGACUAAGCUCAUUGACUAAAAUACAGUAUAGGAAUGCUGAUCGUGAAUGUCGUAGUUGCUGAUGAAUACAUUAGCGGAAUUGUGAUUGACGAGUGUCUCACUGAAAAUGAUGGUGUUCGUGUCUUGGAGGUGCAUUCCAAUCAACUUGAUGUUUAUCACCAUGGAAUCGAGGAUCACGAGAAGUUCGAAGUCCAAACCAUGAGUCGAACAGCUUUUUGCUUCUUGGCAGAAUGUUCAGAUUCGCCCGUGUUUCGGAGAGCUGUCUUUGAUCAUUGGACCCGAGGACGGCAGUUAUCAGCACUCCUUGAUCUGCGCAUCUCGGAACUUCAAGAUUCUUGCGUUGGCGGAGCAUGGAGCCGAAGACUGCAACGCUUAGUAAACGAACAAAUCGAAGUUGACUACUUGGCAUCUUGGUUGUCUACUCUUGGUGGCGCGUUUUCUGCUUUGGGAGACUCGUUGGCACAUUGCGCUGAAAUCGCCGGAAAAAUAUCUAGGCAACAACACCUUCUGGCUUGUUGGUACGGCGAUAGAAUCACCGCUGCGAAGUGUCGAAUAUUCCAUUCUAUCAGCCUGAUGCAAGGUGGAAAGUUUCUGCAAGCAAAGCAGAUCAUACGCUCAGAAUAUGCAUUUGCCAAGUCAUUGCCUGUGAAUCAGAGAGACAAGCGUUUGGAGAACAUGUGUCUUGGAGUUUGGGCGAAGUUACGAAAUAAUUUUAUUGCAAUGGUUAUCGGGUGUGGUAAUGCCCUGAAAGGCAUGCGAAGCUCUUCUACCGUUAAAGUGCAUUGUAAGAAAGAGAAAUUGAAGCAUCGCUUUGAAAUCAUCCGGAAGCUCGGUGAGGGAACUUGUGGAAAGGUGCAACUUGGACUUAAUCGAGAAACCGGUCAGCAGGUCGCUGUCAAAAUCAUCAAGAAAUCAAAAAUACAAACGGAUGAAGACUUGAUAAGAAUUCGUCGGGAAAUACAGAUCAUGUCCAGUGUUCGACAUCCCAGUAUCAUACCCAUCUUAGAAGUUUUCGAAAAUAAAGACAAGAUCGUGCUUGUUAUGGAGUAUGCUGCUGGGGGUGAACUUUAUGACUAUAUUGUUGGAAAGUGUGGGCUUUUGGAACCUGACGCACGACGAAUCUUUCGCCAAAUCGCUGCUGCUGUCUAUUAUUGUCACAAGCACAAUAUUUGUCACCGGGAUCUGAAACUGGAGAAUGUGUUGAUGGAUGAGAACGGAAACGCUAAGAUCGCUGAUUUUGGGCUGUCAAAUGUCUUUGAUGAGAAGCGGAAGUUGACGACGUAUUGUGGAAGUCCUUUGUACGCCUCCCCGGAAGUUGUAAAGGGAGUGCCGUAUACUGGGCCAGAAAUUGACUGCUGGUCUCUGGGAGUAAUGUUGUACACAUUGGUAUACAGCGCAAUGCCGUUUGAUGGCUCGAAUUUCAAACGACUUGUGAAGCAAAUCACGACCGGUGAUUUUAAAGAGCCGGGCGAGAAGUCAGGUGCUUCGGACUUGAUCAAAGGCAUGCUGACGCCGGAUCCAACGAAACGCCUCAAGAUCGAUCAGAUCUGUUCACAUUCAUGGGUGAACGAAGGUUAUGAAGUUUCCUGCUUAAACGUCGCUAAUGAACUCGUCAAGCAAACUCCAGUGCGCCUUGGUUUAUUGCUCUCCUUGGCUCCAAGUCCCAAGUCCUGUGAAAAACUCGUUGUCAAUUCAGACGAAGAAGAUGAGUCUCUCAGCUUGUCCACUGUUCCGGACGACGAGCCACCUCCGUUGACUGACGACGAAAAUUCAGGAACGUUGGAAAAUAUACGCGAUAAAUUCGAAAAAGAGCUAAGCGAGGAAAAAGACAAUCCAGAACCGCAAGAUGAUUCUAAGCAGGUAGUAUCAUCGGGAAAUUCUUCGGAUCAUCUUCAAGUGACUGAAGACGACGAGGAUGCACAAAAGACUCCGACGCCGUUUGCUGACGAAUCUUCUCCAUUUGGAAUGAAGCUUGCUGGUGCAAAAACAAGUCAGCACCUGCCUCUAGUCGGAGCGAGGAUGCCCUCCGGAAUUUAUGCGUGCGGUCUGUCUCAUUCCUUGAGCCUCAAUCAGACUCCUUGGAAAAUGCCUGAGGAGCACCCGGGGGAUAAGACACCAACGUUAGAAAAAAGUAUGGAUACCUUCGGAUCGCCGGAAAAUGUCCCAAUCCAUGCGUCAGAUUCGAUCGCAUCAGAGGAGGAGGCAGUUGUUGGACCAGAACAGCCAUCGACUUCACCAUCGCAGACUACAUCUCCCGCGAAAAAAAAGUCGUCAUUAUCGUUUUCACUGGCUCCUGUUGAUGAGCAUGAAGAACCGCAACCGCACAAGACGAAAGUUAUCUCCAGUGUAUCUUUCAAAGUUGCACCCGUCAAACUUGCUGAGCAGCUUGGAUUCCGAACAGUGCAGGAAGAAAAUCGUGCUGACGACGUAUGUUCUGCAACCUCGAGGAUGUCAUCGAAAAUGAACGAAGCUGGAGCCAUCCAUAAGCUGCCGGUUUUGCACCAUAGUCCUCGAGAAUGUAUAAUACCGAUAGCAUUGGAAGAAGGGGGUUAUGCUCCAACUCCCUCUUCGUCGGUUACUUCAAUCGCUUCGGAGUCGUCGACUUCCAGUCGUCAGACUCGUUCCUCGAGCUUUCAACGUAUCAGCGGUAACCCCGAUUCGCUGCGCAGCAGAGUUCACUCCUUCUUCAACGACGAUAAUCAAGAGAAUUCCAGGCAUUUGGUGCGGAAGAGCUCUGAAGGGAACGAACACCGAUUUGGAACUAACUUGGAGCAACGAGCGACGACUUCUCGUUAUAGGAGAUAUGCUUCUACUCUAUCGGCUUCAUCUCUGGAUGAUGCUGAGGAUGUGGACAAAUUGAACGCUGCAGCAAUUGGUUCAAGACCACGCUUGAAGCUGAAACUUGAAAAGAGGGAUAGUGUGAGUUCAACGGACGACGAAGACGAUGACGAUUUCGAGAUACUCAGUGCGGAUUCUCUCUUCAACUCAAUGCUGGCUCGGGUUCGCGGAUUUUCUCGAACCAUUCGUUCGAACGAUGAUCAUUUUGGCAUAUCGAGGAACUUGGGCGCCUCAGCGUUUUCGUCUUCCACGAAUUCCUUGCUGGGUUCAUUCAACAAAGGCCAACUCUUCUCCAACUGUGGGUUCGGGUGGGAUCGUGACGAAGAAUGGGAUGAUUUUUUUCGGUAAUUCUGCAUCCCGUCAGUCAAUUUUCGAGCUUGUGUUUUUGCUGCGUCAAUGUUAGUCGCCCUUUCAUCCUUCCUCAGUUCCUUUAUGUUCGUUAUUUUUUUCUGGCUUGCGGAAAGCCUUACGAAAUGAGCUUCUUUGGACCGUUGGUCUGUGCAAAGGUAUUCUUUAUUAGUAAAGCAUUUCCUUGUUUUCCAAUAGUAAUUCAGAAAUUCUUUUGACGGAUCAGCAGCCACUCGCAUCUAUACUUGUAUGUAAACUCUUCACGCAACAUGGAAUUCCGUGCCCUUUAAGUUUUUGAAUCUUCCAUUUUUGAUGAGGUGUUCCGCUGUUGAACUUCGACUACAACGAACAUUUUGCGUAUCCAAUUCGUUGUACCAAUGAUUUGUUGUAGAAAGACUGGUUUUGAAAAGUAGGACCUUGUAUCCCAUGUUUUCUGAUGCUGACGUGAUCAAAGAAAAAUUUUUGUUUUCAAUCGAGAAGAAUAUUUGAAUUAAUUAGUGGAACUCAGUGCCGGAUACGUGUUAAAUGUAAGCUUUCGUAAAUAUUAACAAGAGCAUUUUACGGCAAUCACGUUUUAGAGUUCGUCAUGGUCGUAUCAGUUAAGCAAUUCGAAAAAUUGCGCUUAGCAUUCGAUACUGUACUUUAUUCAUCUUACCAGGCAGUGGGAAUCGUGUUGUACUAAUAGAUAUCUCUAUGAUGACAUUUGUGUUGGAGAUUGCAAUAAAGAUGACAAUCGCACUGUCUCAA
Molecule: messenger RNA, 4064 nt
Organism: Notodromas monacha
Lineage: Eukaryota; Metazoa; Arthropoda; Ostracoda; Podocopida; Cyprididae
Source: the annotation of a GenBank genome assembly